AUGACCGUUUUCAAUAUUGCCGUUGUCAUUAUCAUCCGAGGACUUUUAGAUACAGAGGAUGAGUUCGACAAUCCUAUUAUUCAAGGCGAAAUGCGAGAAGAGUUGACUGCGUUUCUGGGAAUUUUCACUAUGACAUUCUUUUUCUGCUGCUGUGGUUGCUUCUGCUGUGGAUGUGCUUGUUGCAGAUGGUGUUUCUUCCAGUUCCCCUAUGGAGUUGCCAAACUUUGGCAAGAAGCGGCGCCAAACGAGGAUCAUGUGGCCAACGCCAGAGGUAUUUUAUCGAAGAAGAUGAAUGAGAAGCAGUCGGAUCGUUGUGCUUAUGAGAAUACCGGUUAUCAGGAUAUCAUUGAGAUGGAGCGUGUUCCUCAACCACCUCGCCUUAUCCUUCCUCCAGCGGCUUCUGGACGUCUCCGUUCACAGAGUAUCGAUGUUUCUGCUAUUGUCUAA
Messenger RNA from Caenorhabditis briggsae, 447 nucleotides. The coding region runs from base 1 to 447 and encodes 148 amino acids. The transcript has 5 exons. Lineage: Eukaryota; Metazoa; Nematoda; Chromadorea; Rhabditida; Rhabditidae. The record is from RefSeq and is a predicted model, not a curated record.